CCACUCUCACGGUUAUUGUGAGAUUUUGAGGAACAAGUCAAGUGUUGUCAGUGUCUUACGAGGGUAGGGCUCAGCUCAGCCAUAUUCUAUCUCUACGCCGCUAACUCUCUCUCACUCUCGCGCUCUCUCUUUCACAACCUUCACUUUACUCUCUCUGACAGCUAAAAUGCAAGGAGGAUUUCAAUCAUUUUUGUCACACGGGAAUGUCAUUAGAAAUGCUGUUCUACAACGGGUGCGCAUGGUGAACCCCCUGUUACAGCCAAUUGUCUCUUCGCGGUUUGAAUCUGUUACACCUGCUCGCAUUGAGGAGCAUGGUUUUGAGAGCACCACAAUUUCAGACAUCUUGAAUGAUAAAGGCAAGGGUGCUGAUGGCUCCUGGCUUUGGUGCACCACAGAUGAUACCGUUUAUGAUGCUGUUAAAUCGAUGACCCAAAACAAUGUUGGAGCUUUGGUUGUUGUGAAAUCUGAUGCGAAUAAGGCAAUUGCAGGGAUUAUUACUGAAAGAGAUUACUUAAGAAAGAUCAUCGUGCAGGGAAGAUCAUCCAAGUCUACCAAGGUUGGAGAUAUUAUGACUGAAGAGAACAAACUUAUCACAGUCACCCCUGAUACCAAAGUUCUACAGGCUAUGCAACUGAUGACUGAUAAAAGAAUCAGACACAUCCCUGUCAUAGAUGAAAAGGGAAUGGUUGGCAUGGUGUCCAUUGGAGAUGUGGUUCGUGCUGUGGUGCGCGAGCACCGACAAGAGGUGGAGCGCUUGAAUGCUUUCAUACAAGGGGGUUAUUAGAUAUGAUGAUGAAAAUUUCUCAAGGGCACUCAAGCUAAUUUGGAUUAUGUAAUAAGCUUGAGUGCUUGUAAAUAUGUUAUGGCCACAGAGCCUUCUUGUUUGCUUUCAUGUAAUUUCAGUUUUAUGGACAUUAACCCAGUGGAGUAGCAGCAUGUUAAUAAUAACAACUGGAUGCAGUUUGAAUUUGUUUUGAAUCAUGUUUCACUAGUGAGUGCAUGGAAUGGACACAGUUUGCAGAUGUUGA
This is a messenger RNA of Glycine soja, 1028 nucleotides long. Its product is annotated as CBS domain-containing protein CBSX3, mitochondrial-like. The transcript is spliced from 6 exons. NCBI's taxonomy places the organism in Eukaryota, Viridiplantae, Streptophyta, Magnoliopsida, Fabales, Fabaceae. Bases 167 to 784 code for a protein of 205 amino acids. The record is from RefSeq and is a predicted model, not a curated record.